Molecule: messenger RNA, 901 nt
Organism: Ichthyophthirius multifiliis
Lineage: Eukaryota; Ciliophora; Oligohymenophorea; Hymenostomatida
Product: vacuolar import and degradation protein, putative
Exons: 5
Cellular component (GO): cytoplasm; nucleus
Molecular function (GO): protein binding
Source: RefSeq, a predicted model, not a curated record
CAUAAAAUAAAAAUGGAUAUUUUAAAAUAAUUUUUUGGAAAAAUACCAAAUACUUAAAUAAGUCUUCCUUUUUAUAUAAAAGAUUUUGAAUUAUAAAAAGUUUCUUUAUAUAGAUAAGAAGAAAAUUAAGAAAUAUUAAUAUUUGAUGAGGCAACCUUAUAAUUUACUAGCGAUGAAAAAUAAGAGUUUUAGUUCUUUAUAAAAAUUUUUGGCAACAAAGAAGAAUUAUACUUUCCUUUAGAUUAUUAAUUAGAUUUUAGAGAAUAAGAAAACAAAAAUAAAAUAGUUUUCUUUAUAACAUUAAAAUAAAGAAUUUAAAUGAAGUUCUGUUUGGAUUAAUAAUUUUAAAAAUAAUUUAAUUAAUUUAAAGAUUGUCUUUCUAAACUUAUUUUUAUUGAGGAGCAUAAAAAAUUACCUACUUAAGAUGAUUAAGAAUAUAUAAAUUCAUUACCUAUAAUUAAAACAAUUGAAAAUCAAGUUUUUGAACCUAACAGAAUAUUAAUUCAAAAUGAAGAUAAAAAAUUCAUUCUUUUAAAUCCACUUGAGUAAUAAAAAGCUUAUUAUUUUGAUAUAGAAACUGGAAAAACUACAUAAGAAUUUACUUGUAAAGAAAAUACUUUAAAAGAUAUUUGUAAUUAUGCAAAACAUAGUGAUUUAACAAAUAAUGAGUUGUUUUAUUGUUUAAAUGAUAAAAAUCUUUUUUUAAUGGAUCCUAGGAAAUCUAAUGGAAUAGCCUUGUCUGAUAUUGUGGAAAAAGAAAAAAUUUAUAGCAAAAAUAAUAAGUUGACUUGUAUUUAAAGUAAUGUAAAUGGAAAUUUUGCUGUAGGAGGUAAUGAUGGAUGUAUUAGAUUAUAUAAAGAAGUGGGAUAAAAAGCUAAGAAUUUAUUACCUGGAUUUGGAG